AUGUUGGUCAGAGCUGCUCUACGCUCCUGCUUGAGGAAAUCUCCACCUAUAAUCAGGGCUCGUCAGCUUCACAGCCUUCACAAACACCCCCAGAGUCGGUUCUUGAAUGUAUCCGAAGAGGUGCGCGAUGCUGUCGCAACAGGAAAGCCAGUCGUUGCGUUAGAGACAACGAUCUAUACACAUGGUUUUCCUUACCCCGAGAACAUCGCUCUGGCAACUCUAUUGGAGUCGGUGGUUCGGAGCAAUGGCGGUGUUCCUGCAACAAUCGGUAUUCUUGGGGGUACUGCCAAGGUUGGCAUGAGUCCUGAAGAGAUCAUCGAACUGGCUUCGACCGCAGAGAACAAAUCCGCCCUGAAGGUCUCCCGCCGGGAUCUAGGGUAUAUCUGUGGCAUGGGCAUGGCUGGAAAAAAGAUCCAUGGUGGCACAACCAUUUCUGGCACUAUGAUUCUCUCCGAGUUGGCAGGAAUCAAGAUCUUUGGAACUGGUGGACUAGGCGGCGUUCACCGAGGUGGUGAGAACACAAUGGAUGUUUCCGCCGACCUGACUGAACUGGGACGGACGCCAGUCACCGUCAUCAGCUCUGGAUGCAAGAGCUUCCUAGACAUCCCCCGAACGCUGGAGUACCUCGAGACCGAAGGUGUCUGUGUAGCGGAGUGCGAAGCCCCCCGAGUCAUUCAAAAUGAAGCCGAAGCCGCCGCCAUUGUCUAUGCACAAUCCAGACUCCCAGUCACAUCUGGAAUCCACUUCGCCAAUCCCGUUCCUCUGGAAUACUCCGUUCCCAAAGCGGAGAUGGACCUUGUCAUCGAAGAGGCAGUCCGCCUCGCGGACGUAGAAGGCUACCGAGGCAGCGACAACACACCAUUCGUGUUGUCCAAAAUCAAAGAGCUAAGCGGGGGCAAGAGUAUAAUCGCCAACCGUGCUUUGAUUGAAUCAAAUGUCAAACGUGCCACCCGGGUAGCUGUGGAGUUAGCCAAGCUGGAGGCCAUGGAGCGUGGAACUUCGGGACAUGCCAUGCCCGUUUUCUUGAACCCAGCGCCAGAGCAAACCCUAACUCCGAAAGAAAGUCCUCGGCCUAUCACCACCUCUGAGCCAACCAAGCAAACCGACGUACUUGUCGCAGGCUCCCUCGCAAUCGACCUCUCAUGCGACUACACCCCAUUCGACAACGAACGCGCCCAAAUCACACCACUCCCACACACCUCCAACCCAGCCGUCAUCAGCCAAAGCCUCGGUGGCGUCGGCCACAACGUCGCCCUCGCAGCCCGCUAUAUCGGAAGCGAAGUCCUCUUCUGCAGUGUGGUAGCCAACGAUCUAAGCGGCCGAGCCGCGCUCGCAACCCUCGAAACAGAAGGGCUCAGCAAUGCAGGAAUUCAAGUCCUCCCCGCCACAGUCGGGGCCCGAACAGCGCAAUACGUCGCCAUCAACGACGCAAAGAAAGAUCUUCUGGUAGCGAUGGCAGACAUGGGCAUCGUAGAACUCUCAGAGCAACAGCUCGAUCUCGAGGGUUUCUGGGAACCGCUCCUAGAGCGCAGCAAGCCUAGCUGGGUGGUCAUCGAUGCGAACUGGCGACCAGACGUGAUCGCCAAAUGGAGCGCUAUUGCCCGUAAACACGGGGCCCGCGUGGCCUUUGAGCCCGUAUCAACUGCCAAAUCGCGGCGUCUAUUUGGCCACGAUGCGAGCGGUGCUGGUGCGGCUAUUGGACCUGCGAAUACAAUUCCCAACCACACUGUUAGUCUCGCUUGUCCUAAUCGUCUCGAGCUGGCAGCCAUGUACGCCGCCGCGAGGGAGACGCUUUUAUUCGACUCGCCCGGGUGGUGGAGUAUGAUUAAUGCAAUGGGCUUGUCUCCUACUGGUUCGCGGGAACGUUUGGUUGCUGCUACAUCUGCUGCUCUCGUUGACGAAGGCCUACCGCAACAGUCUAUUCAGCUUCUUCCAUUCAUUCCAUGUUUGAUAACCAAACUCGGUGAUGCGGGCGCUCUCCUCACUCAGCUCUUGCCGCCGGGGGAUCCUCGCCUUACAGAUCCCGAGUCCGCUCCCUAUAUUCUGGCUCGAUCUGAUUCAUCUGCCGAGGCUUCGUUCGGUGGUGUUUAUAUGCGCUUAUUCCCUCCUGCUGCUACAUUGGCCCCUCACGAGGUAGUUAGCGUCAAUGGGGCUGGAGAUACCCUGCUCGGCGUCGUGGUUUCCGGGCUUGCUAAAGCAGGUUCGGCGGCGCGGAUUGAAGAUAUUCUCUCCCGUGGCGCAGGAGGCCAGUCGGAGAACACUGACUAG
Molecule: messenger RNA, 2268 nt
Organism: Penicillium manginii
Lineage: Eukaryota; Fungi; Ascomycota; Eurotiomycetes; Eurotiales; Aspergillaceae
Product: pseudouridine-5'-phosphate glycosidase/carbohydrate kinase family protein
Exons: 8
Coding region: 1-2268 (755 amino acids)
Molecular function (GO): pseudouridylate synthase activity
Source: RefSeq, a predicted model, not a curated record